Messenger RNA from Protomyces lactucae-debilis, 1247 nucleotides. RefSeq lists its product as uncharacterized. Bases 35 to 1141 code for a protein of 368 amino acids. The record is from RefSeq and is a predicted model, not a curated record. Lineage: Eukaryota; Fungi; Ascomycota; Taphrinomycetes; Taphrinales; Protomycetaceae. The transcript has 2 exons.
UAUCGGCGCUACAUCGAUACACGCUUCAGAUAUUAUGAGCUCGGCGCGGCGAAGGGGCGCCGCCGACCUGCACCUCCAUGUCCCACAAUACUCCGCCAUGGCCGAAGCCAACGGCAACGCGGCCCUGCGCACACCUUCUAUUGCCUCUUCAUCCAGCUAUACACACCGGCCGCUCGUCGCACGCACCAUGUCUACGACUUCCAUGCUCUCAAGCGAUGGCGAAGGCGCAGUGGAACAGCCCUGGACACAAGCGCAAGAUUUACUGCUGUCCAAUAUUUACGACAUGGAAUUGACGACGUAUUCACAUGCGAAUCCGCCAUUUGUUCCCUCUGCGCCGCCACCUGCGCUUCUGUCGCGUGUCUCGAAACGCGCCAUCAAGUCAGCGGGUGGUGCUGCCGCUUGGCCACAUACUUUGCCGCAAACGAGAAAGCAUCUAUUGAUUCUGGCACGUCGGAAUGCGCCUGAACCACCUUCACCGCAUCUAGCGCCGGAUGCGCCCAUGACAAACCCUAUGGGCGUUUUGACGAAUGAGCAACCUGGGUUCUUUAGCCAGCGUUAUCGUCAGCUAGAUCGACAGCAACAACACCAUGUGGAUGAGGAGAUGCUCAAUAGUCCCUUUGAUGAGCGUACGUUUGACUUUACUGCUCAACCAGGACACAGAGGUUCUCCCAAAUCGCCUCGCAAGUCAAGCGAGCGGAUUCGCAAUAACCAAGCAGCCGCAGCUGCAUCGUCUGCAUUCCUUGCAGCGCAUGAACAGACUAAAGCGCAUAGCAGGCCUGAUCUCAUGCGUGUUGGGAGUUUUGGGUUCGGUGUACCCUUGACGCCUCGCAAGGGGGAACGGCGAACCAGUCAAGAUUCCAUGAUUGAUGGUGGUGCGAUACCAACAAGAACAAUUGCUCAGCCAACACUCAAACAUGGCAGACAGGAAGAGACGGUACCGCUGUAUCGACGCCGUGAACAGCAGAUGCACGGACCUGGGCCGUUGCAACCGUCUUCCUCGCUUGAUGAGAUGGGCGAAGGGUCUGCACAAGGUAUGGACAAGCGUGUUGCAGAGAUGAUGCUGUCGCCGCGGCGGUCUUCUCGACUGCGUUCAAGCCAGCCCAUGAAGCGGACAAACAGCUCACUGAGCAUCACGGACUAGCAGCAGACAUUAAUCAGAAUGAGAAAUAGUUAUUGAGAUUGAGAGGGUGAUUGAUGAGCAGUGUCUGGCAGCCUGACAUAGCCUCUGUCCCAAUUUACAUCCUCAU